AUACAUUUAUAUUCCCAUUUUAAAGCCAUUUAUUUUACAUCAAAAUUGAAUAAAGCAAUAGCUUUUAUUUCUUAUAUCAGUGGAAUUUUACUAAUUAACCGAAAACACCGGCUAAGUUUUUUUUAUUACCGUUAUACGGACGUAUUUGGAGAACGGUUAUCAUUUACAAGUCGGAUACCAAACGUAGCGGUAGUAACGUAUUCAAAAUGAUUGAAUUAUCACUGAAUAAUCCCGUUGUGCAAGCAUAUAUCGUUCAUUCAACCAUCCUAGCCGGCAAGUUAUUAUUAAUGAGCAUUUUGACCGCUGCAGUGCGUAUAACGUUAAAAGUGUUCCCAAAUCCAGAAGAUGCAAGUUUUCUCAGAGGAAAAGUGAAGUUUGGUGACCCCACAGUGGAACGUGUGCGACGUGCUCAUCGCAAUGAUUUGGAAAAUAUUCCAGCGUUUUGGAUACUUGCAGCUUUCUACUUGACGAUCAACCCAUCAGCUGCAUGGGCUAUUAUGUUCUUCAGGGUGUACACUGCAUGCCGUAUUGUGCAUACCAUAGUAUAUGUUAUCCCUGUGCCACAGCCGUCGAGGGCCCUUACUUUUGGUAUUGCCUAUGCUAUAAAGAUGUGUAUGGCAGCGCAAAUAAUUUUAUACUAUAUAACAUCGAUAUAGAAAACAUUAUAGGUAACUGUAAAAUUAGUGGUACGAGGGGUAUCGUUUAUUUUUUAACGUAACAUUACUCGGUUUCCUUGACAUUGGUGAAAGUUCAAUGACCUAUUAUUAUGUCAUGUGUGUUCGUUGUUAAACAUCCUUUACUCAAACGCUUAUUAAAGUUCUUAUGGACACAA
Molecule: messenger RNA, 832 nt
Organism: Colias croceus (clouded yellow)
Lineage: Eukaryota; Metazoa; Arthropoda; Insecta; Lepidoptera; Pieridae
Product: microsomal glutathione S-transferase 1-like
Exons: 1
Coding region: 207-656 (149 amino acids)
Cellular component (GO): membrane
Source: RefSeq, a predicted model, not a curated record